AUGCUAUUCCCCACGCCAGAGUCCUACGUUUCGGACGAGGCGCUCAGGAACCUUCGGUUCUACAAGUACUCUUCUAUUGACAUGUCGCCGGUUUCAAAGUACAUCCUGAAACCGUACUGGGAAUUCUGCACAACUCUGUUCCCUAUGUGGCUUGCACCCAACCUGAUCACCCUCCUCGGAUUCUUCUUCGUCCUCGCCAACGUCGGCAUCGCGCUGAUAUACACCCCCGAUCUAUCUUCCGCUGGGCCGUCCUGGAUUUACUUCAGUUUCGCCGCUGGAAUGUGGUUAUACUCCACCUUCGACAAUGUGGAUGGAAAGCAGGCGAGGCGGACGGGAAGCAGUUCGCCUUUGGGGGAGCUCUUUGACCAUGGUGUUGACUCUUUGAACUGCUCCUUCGGUGCCAUCGUGCAAGCCGCAGGUCUCGGAAUGGGCUUAGGCUGGCGAUGCAUGAUCAUGCAGCUGAUGGCAAUCACAACCUUUUACUUCUCCACCUGGGAAAACUACCACACUGGCUCCCUCUAUCUCGGCUACAUCAACGGCCCCACCGAAGGUCUCAUCAUCGCCUGCGGGUUGUUGGUCGCGAGCGGGAUCUGGGGACCGGGGAUCUGGUGGCAGGAGAUUGGAACAUCUGCACCGAUCUUGACGUGGUUUGCGCCAAGUGAUUGGCCGUUAGGUGAGGUUUGUCUUGCGGGCAUGUUGGCUAUGAUGCUUUUCACGCAGUUGCCUGUUAGCGUCUGGCGCGUUGCCCAAGUCUGCAAAGAGAAAAACACUUCCACCAGCAAAGCCAUGGGCCAACUCGUUCCGUACACCGCCUUCGUGCUCGCCAUGUGCCUGUGGUUCAACUCGGCGUUCUCGACUAUCAACGGCACGCAUACCGUGGCGUUUGUGAUUGCUACUGGGUUGGUUUUUGGGAGGAUCGCGACGGCAAUUAUCCUCGCCCACGUAACCCACUCCUCCUACCCAACCUUCUGGAAACUCAUGAUCCCUGUCUUCAUCGGCGCCGGGUUGACCAACUUGCCUUACCUCCUCAACAGCACUGCGAUCCUGCCACCCGCCCUAGAAAUCGCCUACCUGUACCUAUUCCUCGCCUACGCAGCAACCUCGUACCUCCACUGGGCGACCGCGGUGAUUGACCGGUUCUGUAGCCAUUUGGGAAUCCAGUGUUUGCGGAUUGCUUAUCGGCCGAUUAUGGCUAGGCCUUGA
Fimicolochytrium jonesii is the source of this 1203-nucleotide messenger RNA. Its product is annotated as CDP-alcohol phosphatidyltransferase-domain-containing protein. Gene Ontology annotation, molecular function: phosphotransferase activity, for other substituted phosphate groups. Gene Ontology annotation, biological process: phospholipid biosynthetic process. The transcript is spliced from 9 exons. Gene Ontology annotation, cellular component: membrane. Lineage: Eukaryota; Fungi; Chytridiomycota; Chytridiomycetes; Spizellomycetales; Powellomycetaceae. The record is from RefSeq and is a predicted model, not a curated record. The coding region runs from base 1 to 1203 and encodes 400 amino acids.